AUGCCGUCUCCAACCCACAAAGGAAUAAGAAGCAUCGGUGUUGUUGGGGCCGGCAACAUGGGUUCCAUGAUGACACUCCGGUUCGCCGAACUUGGUCUCGAAGUCUCAGUCUGGGACAUUGAAAAGAAGAACGUCGACCAAGUUGUGGACCAUGCGAGGAAAGACCAGGGCAUCAAAGGCCGAGUUUCGGGUUUCUACAACAUCAACCAAUUUGUGAAGAGCGUCGAGGGCAAGUCCGACCGCAAGCUGUUCAUGUUCUCCAUCACCCACGGUAAACCUGCAGAUGAAGUCCUUCAGAUGAUGAAGCCUGAUCUGAAACACGGUGAUAUUAUCCUCGAUGGCGGGAAUGAGAACUAUCGCAAUACCGAACGUCGACAGAAAGAGUGCGAGGCUAUUGGUGUCACCUGGAUUGGAAUGGGUGUUUCCGGCGGAUAUCAAUCUGCUCGACGCGGACCCAGUUUGUCACCUGGCGGUGACGCCAAAGCCAUUGGACGUGUUAUGCCUUUCUUGGAGUCGUAUGCUGCAAAGGAUUCCAAGACUGGUACGCCCUGCGUGAAGCGGAUGGGGCCAGGAGGUUCUGGUCAUUACAUCAAGAUGGUCCAUAAUGGAAUUGAAGGUGGGAUGCUGUCUGUUCUUGCUGAAGCUUGGUCUUAUAUGCAUGACGGACUUGACAUGGAACAUGAUAAGAUUGGAGACGUGUUUGCCAAAUGGAACUCUGCUGGCGAAUUGCGGAACAACUUCCUCAUUCACAUUGGUGACAAGAUUCUCCAUACUCGGAGAACCCCUCAAGGUGACAUCAAGGGGGAAGGUGCCAGUCGUGAUGAUGGAUAUGUCAUUGAUGAUGUUCUUGACAAGGUCGUUCAGGACGAUGACAAUACCGAAGGUACACCCAUGUGGUGUUUGAUGGAAUCUGCUUCUCGACAUGUCUCCUGUCCCACAUUAGCUGCUGCUCAUUAUAUGCGGAUCUCUAGCGGCAACCGUCUGGAAAGAGUUCGUGCUGCCAAGAAGCUGGAGAUGCCCAUGCCGAAACCCAUUCAGGGAACUCGUGAUUUCUCCGAGAUCAUUGAGAAUCUGCGCCAAGCCGUCUACUGUUCCUUCCUGGCUUCAUUCUGUCAAGGUCUGGAAUUGAUAUCUCGGGCAUCUAUUGACGAGAAUUGGAACGUCAACUUAGGAGAUUGUCUCCAGAUCUGGCGUGCUGGGUGUAUCAUCCAGUCUGACCACAUCGCCGAUCUACUGCAGCCACCACUUGCCGCCCACAACGAGCUCACCAAUACCAAGUUUGUUGAUUCGGUUGCCCAUGAGUUGCACCAAAGCUUCCAUGGUUUGAAGGAAAUCGUUAUGGAGGGAACGUAUUCUGAUCAAUACAUUCCAGCGCUGUCGGCGACUCUGGAAUAUCUGAAGUAUGAAGGUGGACUGAAUUUGCCCACCAAGUUCAUGGAGGCUCAGAUGGAUUACUUUGGGGCUCAUAACUAUAACAAGCCAGGUAUUCCCGGUGAGGACCCCGGCCCUGUUCAUAAAGGUCCUCAUCAUUAUGAGUGGCUGCCAGCGUAG
Penicillium nucicola is the source of this 1551-nucleotide messenger RNA. Its product is annotated as 6-phosphogluconate dehydrogenase, decarboxylating. Gene Ontology annotation, biological process: pentose-phosphate shunt, oxidative branch; pentose-phosphate shunt. Lineage: Eukaryota; Fungi; Ascomycota; Eurotiomycetes; Eurotiales; Aspergillaceae. The transcript has a single exon. The record is from RefSeq and is a predicted model, not a curated record. Gene Ontology annotation, cellular component: cytosol. Gene Ontology annotation, molecular function: phosphogluconate dehydrogenase (decarboxylating) activity; NADP binding. Bases 1 to 1551 code for a protein of 516 amino acids.